Molecule: messenger RNA, 2356 nt
Organism: Acyrthosiphon pisum (pea aphid)
Lineage: Eukaryota; Metazoa; Arthropoda; Insecta; Hemiptera; Aphididae
Product: sex peptide receptor-like
Exons: 1
Coding region: 436-894 (152 amino acids)
Biological process (GO): G protein-coupled receptor signaling pathway
Cellular component (GO): membrane
Molecular function (GO): G protein-coupled receptor activity
Source: RefSeq, a predicted model, not a curated record
CGUUUUUUUUUAUUUUUCAGGUCUAGCCGACCGAAUCAAUCGCACAUGAACACGAACCGACACUAACUCGACUUUCGCGACUCCACCCACACACCCACACGCCGGACGUGGUUUUUUUCGACCCGCACUCCUCGGAGGAGAUCGCGCGAACUCGAACGCCGUCGUCGCUGCCGCCGACGCGCCAACACCGCUGCGGGACUCGACAUCGUCGUCACCUGCACACUCGCCACCAGCACUUCCUCAACCGACGGCGUUGGGUUACCGCCACGACAACUGGAACCGCGGUAUAUACCGCGAUGACGACGACGACCACCACAACCAUAACGACCAUCCGGUCGUAGAGGGGCAGGCAAGGUAUCUGAAGGAAGUGGUGCGCGGGGGAUCGGAAGCAGGAGAACAGUCAAAUAAGUCAUCGGCGGGGGCACGAACGAUCCGAUGAACGAGGAAAACUAUACGGCCGUGGUGCCCACGUACUUGACGGGCCUGUUCGACUUCAACGGAACGGUGGAGGGCGGCAACGAGACCGACGGCGGUGGCUAUCUGAACGUGACCACCGAGAUGCCUGUCCAGUACGCCAGGCCCAUGUACGGGUUCGUCAUGCCGUUCCUGUUGCUGGUGACCAUCGUGGCCAAUACUCUGAUCGUGGUCGUGCUGUCCAAGCGGCACAUGCGAACGCCCACCAACGUGGUGCUCAUGUCCAUGGCCCUGUCCGACAUGUUCACGCUGCUGUUCCCGGCCCCGUGGCUGUUCUAUAUGUACACGCUUGGCAACCAUUACAAGCCACUGUCGCCUGUCGAGUCGUGCUACGCGUGGUACGCCAUGAACGAGGUCAUACCAACGCUGUUCCACACCGCGUCCAUCUGGCUCACGCUCGCCCUGGCCGUCCAGAGGUAAGUGCGACACUAUUCAUUGCAAUGUAGAUACCCGCGCAUUGUUGUCGUUGUUCAGCUUGUUCCACCGUGCUCGCCGUGCUCGCCGUGACACGUGACUUCUGCAGCCACGCUUCAGUUCAAUAUUGCUUAGGACCAAAAUACAAGUGCGUUGUCUCACAGAAUAAUAAUAUAUUUAAUAUAUUUCGAAUAUAUUCUGCUCACCGUAUUCCUUGGGUAUGAAAUAUUGGACUCUAAAAGUUGAAACCGUAUUCGUAAUCUGAUAGAAUGUUGGCAAUGUGUAUCCCCUUUGUUACGAAAUUAUAAAAACGGAAACAAUCCAUUGACCACAGACGACGGCCGUAUUAAUUUAUUCAAAGUUUUUCACAUACGGUAUUGUCGGUUUCAGUAUUUUAUAAGUAAAAUUGUAGCAUGAAUUAAAUAUUAUAAUAUUUUUAUUUGACAUUUUUCAAAUAAUUUAAAUUGUCGAUAUGAAAUAUUUGAUUAAUAACGUAUACUACGCAUCUCGCGGAUACCGUUUUCAAUGCCACAGUCAUCAGAUUUUGCCAAAUUACUCAGUGUCUAAGAUCCAAAUUGUGUACAUAGAAAUUGUAUUACGCGGGAAUGUGAUUAUCAAUAGGAAGAUUUAUUAGGGGGUAACUUUUACACAGAAACUUACGAGCCGGGAAAAUUACAUUGGAAUUUAAAAACAGGUAAUAUCAUACACAGCAAAUUAUAAACCAGGAAAGCAUUACACACAAAAAUGUUAUGUUAUAUGUUAUAAUAAUAAUAUGUUAUCGAACUUUUAAAGCAAAUUUUUAGCCAAGUAAAAAAAUGUAUUGUUUUAGUUCUAAAUUAUUUAAGCUUGAAAUGGUUUUUAUUCAGGGACAUUUUUUGAGAUAUUAUUUACAAUAUGCAAUUUCCGAUGUUUGGUAUAAUAACUUUACGUAGGUACAUUCAUCUUUAUUGCUUUUAAAUUCUGAGCAAAGGGUGUUUUUUUAUCAAAGAGAUUAUUUUUAAAUGGUUCUGUAAACAUUUUCUUACAUAAAAAAAAUGGUCUAUAUCAGUAGUGGAGGAUACCAAAUAGCGAUUGGUGGGAUUUUAUAGAGGUCAGUUUUUAUAUUAAGUUAAUUUAUAAAACAACGAAAUCACAGAAAUUAAUGUCUAUUCGAUUAUUUCGUCAUAAUUCAGUUGUACAAGAACGUUAUGGUGCGGUUCUUCAAUAAUCUCAUUGUAUAAUAUGACAUCUUAUAAAUACCUAUCUUAUUUAAGACUUCAAUCUAUUUUUUUUAAAUCUAAGAAACAUCAUUAUUAUAAAAAUAAUACAACUGAAUAUAAUGUUAAAAAAAACAAAUACCUAUUAAUUACCUGAUCAAGAUUUCUGGUGAUCGAUUCCUUAUUUUUAUGCUCCUUUUGAUUUCUGCCUUCCUUAAUAAUUAAAAAAUGUAUAAAAUCAUUAAAAUAUUCGUUAUCAGAUUAUCACCGUA